AAGAGCAUCUCCGCCCCUCCUUCAUUCAUAAUUUAAAAAUAGGAGUGGGAGAUAGGAACGUUUGCAACAUAUAAAGAACUCGUAAAUGUUAAGAAGAUGUGACAACUUUUUUCUCAACCAACAAGUAACUAAAUUAAGCCAAGGGAAGAAAUGGCUUGCACAUUAUUGAUUAUAAUCGGAAUUAUAGCACAAACUCUUGCAGUAAAUUAUAAUAACCUCGCUGAUGUACCAUGUGGGGUAGCAUUACCAAUUUCACGGAUGCCAAAAGUCGUGGGAGGUCAAAAUGCACUUCCACGUGAAUUUCCUUGGCUAGUGAGCAUUACAAGAAAAGGGGGCCACUACUGUGGAGGAUCGAUAAUUAACUCCAAGUUUAUUCUUACUGCUGCUCAUUGUCUUUGCUCUGGUACCGAUUCAAUUCCUGCGAGACAAUUUCGAGUCACACUAGGGGAGUACAAUUUACGAGAACCUGAGGUUCCUGCUGCUAUAGUAGAAAAUGUACGAAGAGUAAUAGUACAUCCAGAACACACGUGUGGACAAUAUGUGAACGAUAUCGCUAUUCUUGAAUUAGAAUCGCCAAUAACUUGGUCAGCAAGUGUACAACCAGCGUGUUUUCCAACAGCUCAAGGAGAACCUGGUUAUAGAUUGUAUGAAAAUGAACCAGCUAUUGCUGCUGGAUGGGGAUGGCUCGGCGAAGAUAGAUCAAAAUAUAAGCGAACCGAUGUCUUACAGAAAGUUGGAGUCAAUGUUGUAAAUAAUGAAAUCUGCAAAGAAUGGUAUAAAGAAGAGGGAAAAAAAACACGCGUAGAAUCUCAACAAAUGUGUGCGGGAUAUGAAUCUGGUGGCCGAGACGCUUGUUGGGCUGACAGCGGCGGCCCAUUAAUGGUCAAAAAUUUUUUAAAAGAGGGAACAAUUGUCGUAGGGGUUGUUUCUUCAGGAGUCGGUUGCGCUAGACCACGACUUCCGGGAAUAUAUACAAGAAUAUCUGAAUAUAUACCUUGGAUCAUGCAACAAACACAUUAAACACUUGAUUUAAAAACAAAUUUGUAAAAUCAGAUAAUUUUUCUGUGACCUAAGUACUCGAUAAAUCUACAAUCUAGUCAGUGACCAUUAACUUUCUUCUGUGAAAAUUUCAUGUACCUGAAGAUCGGAACGUUUUGCACGGAGCGAAAAUAAAAAAAAAAAACAGAAUGAAAAGUAAAAAUCUACUGGAUCUAGAUUUCUGAAAUGUUUCGCAUCGGUGCUAGGAUGUCAGCCGAAAAUUACAGGUCACCCCCAAACUCCAAAACUACCCCUUAAAUCAUGAGCCUGAAGUUAGCAGACAAAAGAAAAAUAAAAUAUUUGACAGCGGAUAUCUUUUAAACAAUUUGAAUUAUAAACAAUUAAAUGAAUGGAAUAGAAUUCUAUUGAAAUAAACUAGAUAUGCUAGCAAUUUUUUUUUUUUUUUUAGCUCACUGUUUUGGAUUUAUUCAAAAACAAAAUUUUUAGCAAGCUAACCUGACAUUUCAAAUGAUCGGAAUAACUUCAUAUUGUAUUACUUUCUUGAUGGCACUAUUAUCUAAGGGCGCCUUCGUUUUUUUUUUUUUUUUGAAAAUCGAAAAAAAACUUUAGCACGUCAUAAUUUUUGAACAAAUCGUUGAAACAAAAAAAAAAUCACCUCUUCGUUUUUUCAUUAUUUAGAGGUGCAAUUUUUUUAUUUUCGAAAAUUGCUGUCAUAUUUUGAAAAAAUGAUAAAAACAAAUUUUUCGAAUUUUUUAACUAAGCAUAUGAGUGAGAAAAAUUAUUUUAAAGAUUGAACUAAACAUGCCGUCUUUUUCUCUUUCCAAGAGAAGUCUAGAGUCUACAAAAAAUUCCAUGGCAUUUUAUGAUAAGUUCGGUAGUUUCGCUGGAAAAGUAAAAAGAUCUCGAAAUUUCCUAUAAAUUUGACUUCAAGCUUCCAUAACUUUUGAACAGAUGGAUUUAUCAAAAAAUCAUAAGAGACCUUUUUUGUAGAACAUAAAAUUCCCUACAAAAAUGUAUUUUAGGCUUAUUUUGGUAAAAAAAACGCCAUUAACGAGGUAUAAAAUUCAAAAAACUUAAAAUUUUGAUUGACUGAGCAUAUUGACCAUUUAAUUUUAGAAUAGAAAAAAAAUGAAAUCAUGCAUACGUAGCUCUUGGAAAGAGAAAAAGACGGCAUGUUUAGUUCAAUCUUUAAAAUAAUUUUUCUCACUCAUAUGCUUAGUUAAAAAAUUCAAAAAAUUUGUUUUUAUCAUUUUUUCAAAAUAUGACAGCAAUUUUCGAAAAUAAAAAAAUUGCACCUCUAGAUAAUAAAAAAACGAAGAGGUGAUUUUUUUUUUUUGUUUCAACGAUUUGUUCAAAAAUUAUGACGUGCUAAAGUUUUUUUUCGAUUUUCAGAAAAAAAAAAACGAAGGCGCCCUUAGAUAAUAGUGCCAUCAAGAAAGUAAUACAAUAUGAAGUUAUUCCGAUCAUUUGAAAUGUCAGGUUAGCUUGCUAAAAAUUUUGUUUUUGAAUAAAUCCAAAACAGUGAGCUAAAAAAAAAAAAAUUGCUAGCAUAUCUAGUUUAUUUCAAUAGAAUUCUAUUCCAUUCAUUUAAUUGUUUAUAAUUCAAAUUGUUUAAAAGAUAUCCGCUGUCAAAUAUUCUAUUUUUCUUUUGUCUGCUAACUUCAGGCUCAUCUUAAAUCACCCUUGAGCAGUCAAAUUAAUUAAGCAUAAAUUUUUUUAAUUUUCGUUGCACGAAAAACGUUCCGAUCUUCAAGUACAUAAAAUUUUAGAAUUCUAAAGAAACUGAUAUAAUUGCUUCAGUGCGUAUGUAUUUCUGUUAGUAUGUAAGUAAGUACGUAUGUAUGGGUGUAUGUAUGUAUGUAUCAAAAAAGUUAUAUAUGUAUUUCACAAUAUUUUUACACCAAUUUUGGUUAUUCUCGCCUGAUUGACAGGGUUCAUUAAAGCUAAAAGCUGUUUGACUUUUAGAUCAAUCAAUUAAAUCAGUGAUAACUUCCCGAAUGUAAAUAAAA
Microplitis mediator is the source of this 3008-nucleotide messenger RNA. RefSeq names its product serine proteinase stubble-like. The record is from RefSeq and is a predicted model, not a curated record. Gene Ontology annotation, molecular function: serine-type endopeptidase activity. Gene Ontology annotation, biological process: proteolysis. The coding region runs from base 151 to 1020 and encodes 289 amino acids. The transcript is spliced from 5 exons. NCBI's taxonomy places the organism in Eukaryota, Metazoa, Arthropoda, Insecta, Hymenoptera, Braconidae.